Molecule: messenger RNA, 424 nt
Organism: Salvia hispanica
Lineage: Eukaryota; Viridiplantae; Streptophyta; Magnoliopsida; Lamiales; Lamiaceae
Product: transcription factor GTE7-like
Source: RefSeq, a predicted model, not a curated record
ACUUGGAUUUGGGUUGCAGAAUUUACCCCAAGAGAAGAUGCCUCAACUUGUACAGAUAAUCAGGAAGAGGGAUGAGCAUUUGGCACAGGAUGGCGAUGAAAUUGAGCUUGAUAUUGAGGCUCUUGAUACGGAGACGCUGUGGGAACUUGAUCGGUUUGUGACCAAUUGGAAGAAGAUGGUGAGCAAGACAAAGCGGCAAGCGUUGAUGAUGAACAACAAUCCAGCUGCUGGAGUUUCUAUUCCCUCCAGUCCUGUUACUGAUGCUGAUGUGGGCGCAUUGAGCGACAAGAAUGAUGAUUGUGGCAAGAUGAUGAAAGAAAAUGAUGAAGAAGAUGUAGAUAUUGAUGACGAUAUGCCAGCAGCGAGCUUCCCUGCUGUGGAGAUUGAGAUUGAGAGAGAAUGGUGUUGUUGGACAGGAGAAUGA